GAGUUCUUCAUUCUCCACUUAGCAAGGCCAUGGAAGAUCUAGAGGAAACUUUACUUGGAGAGUUUGAGAACUACUCCUAUGUCCUGGAAUAUUACUCCCCAGAGGCUGAUUUGGAGGAGAGUGCCCGCCUGGGAGUCGUCCACUGGGUCUCCCUGGUGUUGUACUGUUUGGCAUUUGUUCUGGGCAUUCCAGGAAAUGCCACUGUCAUUUGGUUCACGGGAUUCAAGUGGAGGAAGACAGUCACCACUCUCUGGUUCCUCAAUCUGGCCAUUGCAGAUUUCAUUUUUCUUCUCUUCCUGCCCCUCUACAUCUCCUAUGUGGCCAUGAACUUCCACUGGCCCUUCGGCAUCUGGUUGUGCAAGGCCAAUUCCUUCAUUGCCCAGUUGAACAUGUUUGCCAGUGUUUUAUUCCUGACGGUGAUCAGCCUGGACCGCUAUAUCCACUUGAUCCAUCCUGUCCUAUCUCAUCGGUACCGAACCCUAAGGAACGCCCUGAUUGUUAUUAUAUUCGUUUGGCUUUUGGCUUCACUAAUGGGUGGUCCUGCCCUCUACUUCCGGGACACUCUGGAGUUUGAUAACCAAACUCUUUGCUAUAACAAUUUCCAUGAGCAUGAUUCUGACCUCACUGUGAUGAGGCACCAUGUUCUGACCUGGGUGAAAGUCAUUGUUGGGUACCUCUUCCCUCUGCUGACAAUGGGCAUUUGCUACUUGUGUCUCAUCUUCAAGGUGAAGAAGCGAAGCAUCCUGAUCUCCAGCAAGCAUUUCUGGACCAUUCUGGCUGUGGUCACGGCCUUCUUUAUUUGCUGGACUCCGUAUCACCUGUUUAGCAUUUGGGAGCUCACGAUUCACCACAGUGGCUAUUUCCAUCAGGUACUGCAGGCUGGAAUCCCCCUCUCCACUGGCUUGGCAUUCCUCAACAGCUGCUUGAACCCCAUCCUUUACGUCCUAAUUAGCAAGAAGUUCCAAGCGCACUUUCGGGCUUCCGUGGCUGAGAUUCUCAAGAACACGCUGUGGGAGGUGAGCUGCUCCAGCACCGCGAGCGACCAGCUCAGGAACUCCGAGAGCAAGAACCCGUGUCUCCUGGAAACAGCCCAGUGAAUUCUGACUCUUCCACAAGCCAGUGUAAGGCUUCUGUGUGGGUCGCUGGACAGAUGGUUUCAGAUUGUUGGUUCCAAGAUACAGAGCUGACCGUUUCUUGUCGUUGUUUUUGGUCAGUAUAUCGGCAUCACGUAUUUGUGUGAAUAUAAAACUUAGGAUCUUCGUUUUUUCCCCCUGCAACUUAAAUUAUCUGUGUUAUUCU
This is a messenger RNA of Ceratotherium simum simum (southern white rhinoceros), 1299 nucleotides long. The record is from RefSeq and is a predicted model, not a curated record. NCBI's taxonomy places the organism in Eukaryota, Metazoa, Chordata, Mammalia, Perissodactyla, Rhinocerotidae.